Molecule: messenger RNA, 1499 nt
Organism: Phytomonas sp. EM1
Lineage: Eukaryota; Euglenozoa; Kinetoplastea; Trypanosomatida; Trypanosomatidae
Source: the annotation of a GenBank genome assembly
GUGCUGUUUGUGCGUUUUCAAAUAUACACGUAAGGUCUGUUAAUAUUUUACAACCUCAUCAAAGUAAUAUUUACUACUACUAUGUCUUCUAUUAUUUUACUGGACGCGGGAGUCCAAAACUAUGAAUGGGGAAAAGAAGCCUCCGAGAGCUUUGUUGCGAAAAUGAAAGGACUUUCAUCUGAUAAAUCCGGUAAACCCUACGCUGAGCUGUGGGUGGGUACUCACCCUAAUUUCCCAUCACGACUUGCAGAUGGCAGCAAUUUGCCACUCACCUUUUUCCUGAAAGAGGAUAACAACCGACAAACGUACUUUUCCCCUGAACAUGAGGCCUCAAAAUUUCGUGGGACAAUACCUUUUCUGCUUAAAAUACUAUCCAUUAAGAAAGCUUUGUCCAUCCAGGCCCACCCCAAUAAAUCACUUGCAGAGAAACUCCACUCGAGUUCGCCAGAUAAGUACAAGGAUCCCAACCAUAAGCCAGAGCUUGUAUGUGCUUUAACACCUUUUGAGGCACUUUGCUGCUUCCGUCGACUCAAAGAAGUUGUUCACUUCUUGCGGAGGAUUCCCGCUUUAGGAAAACUGGUCUCUGCCGACAAAGUGAUUCGUUCAUAUGCCGACUCCUCGAUAAAACUACCUGAGCAAGGCAGUAAUGAGGAGAAAGUGAUUCUCAAGAGCUUAAUGAUAAAUCUCUACGAGGCAAAUGAGGAAGAUAUUGUGCGGGCGCUGCGUACUCACCUCAACCAUCUUCAGUCCUCCAAACCUUCCGAGCGAUGUGUUGAGGAUGACCUUUUCGUUCGUUUAUAUGGACAAUAUAUGGAUGACGUCGGUUGCUGGAUGGUGUACUUUCUUAAUUAUGUUCAUCUGCAGCCGGGACAAGCCCUAUUUUUGUCAGACAGUGAGCCCCACGCAUAUCUCAGCGGGGAUGGGGUUGAGAUUAUGGCGUGCAGCGACAACGUCGUUCGUGCUGGGUUGACCCCGAAGUGGAAGGAUGUUAAGUUAUUGAUCGAGAUGCUACGAUAUGAUACGUCAGGACUUGAUUCAGCAAUGCACGAGCGUAACUCUGAAGAGGACUCCAACGGCUGGCAAAUACAAAUGUACAAUCCACCCAGCCAUUUCCCAGACUUUUCACUCUAUCGUCUUCAAAAUUUACGUAACGAAGCAAGCGGGAGAGUAAGCAUUAAGAUCCCAACCAUUGGUCUCGGUUUUUGCCUAGAAGGUGAGGCAAUACUUAACGGGUUAAAGGUUAAGGCUGGCGACUGCUUUGCAGUCCCCUACGGUGAUGUGACUUGCGAGGCACUGGGGCAGAAAACACUUAUUUUUGUGGCUUCGACUAAUGUUUUAUCGAAAUUGUAAAGCGUAUUUUGUGGUAAAAAUGGGCUAAUGGGAAAAUUGGAACACACUUUGUUCGGGUCUCUCCUUAUGUAGUCAUAAUGUAUAUAUAUAUGAAGCAAAUGAGUGUUAUCAAUUUAAAACGGGAAGGAUUAUUUUUAUUUAUUGAUGCU